AUGGCGAGACGGUCCUUGCGGGCGCGUAAGCCCGCGCAGGACGAGCCUUCUGAUAGACGCUCAGCUCAAAAACGAAGAAAUGCCGAAGCAGAAACUGCCGGCACGCCCAGGCAGAAGAAAAAGAAAUCGGAGAAAGAUUCAUCAUCUGAGAGAAGAGGAAAGCCUGGAAGACCAUCUCGGGGAAAGAAAGAGACGCCGCCUGCAACUCCAACUUCAACAAAAGGACGAGGAUCAGGGAGAAAAGGGCGAGGACCAGCGAAGAAACGUACGGACAGAUUCCAGAUGGUGCUGGAAGACGACUACGAUAAAGAUUAUAUUGACUACGAGUCGCCCGAAGAAGAGAUCCAAGAGGCCGAGGAGGAAGAUGUCCUGGACAUGGAUACGAAUCAAGAGGACGAUGAGACGCCAGAAGAAGAGACAAAUAUCGAUAUAACGUCGGAUUCAGAUUCCGAGACUGAAGCGGGGCACAGCUCAAGAUGUCCCUCUGAAAUCGACGAAAUGUCAAUGGAACCUCUCGAUAUCUGGCGGGAUAAUUCUCGUCACUUUCCAGAGCUUGAGCUUCCCGAGUCGUCGCUUGAUCUUCUUAUCCCUCCGAGUCAGCUCUUAUUAGAUGCUUUGGAGGCUUACGAAACACUACGGCACUUUAGCCAGGCGCUGAAGCUCACUGUGUCGAAAUUUGAGUGCUUCUUAACGGCACUCGUGCAUAAAGAACAUAACGCAAUGAUUUCACACACAUUUCUUGCCCUUCUGAAAACGCUGUAUAAAUCGGAUGAUCGCAGUGGAAUCGCAUAUGGUCCAGCUGACUCACGUGACGGGGCGUAUUCUCUGUAUGCAUUUACCGAUCUCCUCACGUGGCCAUAUUCACUCAAAGUCUACGCAGCAUCUGAUCCGGUACAUUUUGGCGACUUGGACUUGGAUAAGAUCAAUAAUCUGCCUUUUGAAUCGACUGCUGUCAAAGUACAAGUGCUCAAAGCGUUGUUAUCAGCAGUUCUUGACAGUGAUAUCAUUCGAAACUUCAUUGAAAAGGGCAGAACUGAUCAUACUGGAGAGGAGACAUGUCGGAGCUGUCAAACUAAGGGACAACUCGUUCUUUGUGAUAGGUGCCCGGCGGGAUACCACCCUCACUGCGCAAAUAUAAAGGAUACUGAUAAAAUUGAUCAGAUUUCGUUCGAAUGCACCGUUUGCCUUCAAAACAAAAUCAAUCUUGUUCAUGACUGCAUUCCUGAAGCAGAAGAAGAAGACCCCAAGUAUUUGAGACACGUGAUCCUGGGUUAUGACAGACAUGGGAGAAAGUACUGGUAUCUUGUGAGAAGACUGUGGGUGGAAGAUUCAAAAGAGAACAAGUGCUGGUAUUAUUCGACACCCCAUCAAUUUGACGAAUUGAUCAACGCGCUGGACGCGGCUGAUUACGAAUCGUCGCUCGUAAAGAAACUGGAAGAGAUGAAACAAGAAAUAACGGGCAAUAUGGAGAAGACUAUCACAGCUACGAAAAAUGUGAGUCUAACGACUGCCAUUCGUCAAGUGAAACCUCAAGCUUACUUCGAUUUCAUCAGCCCUUCAUCCGAUGGAGUUUUAGCCCAACCAACCUGCAAAUUCGCUCCAGGAACACCAACAAACGAAGAGUUCCCAGAACAUGCAAAGAUCGAAACGACCUUCAGACUCGGUCUUGAAAGACUGGUGUACCAAAAUUUUUACUACGAAAAUCGUCAAGCAAUGAACAAGCGGGAGCUCAAAGAGAUCAAAGAUUUCGAAGGGAAGCUCUACGCGAUGGAGUAUGCUGGCAAUUGGGAUCGGCAAAAAUUCGUGCGCCCUGAAAAUAUCAACAGAAUUCUUUGGAGCAGCAACAAAGUUGCUGGUAUCGGUGUAAUGGAGAGACUCAUCAGAGAAAUUGUGGAUACGAUGCGGAAGCUUUCGGAAGGAUUCUCAAAGUGGUAUUUUCAUCCAGACUGGAUGCAAAAGCGUAUGGACUGGAGACAGAAACUUAACCAAUGUAGAGACAUAAAAGAGAUCGCCAGACUAUUAGAGGUGUUUGAAGCACAUUUACGUCCUUGUAUGAAGCGUACAAUCUGGUUUGACUGCGUCGGACAAACUUCGCUUACUCGAAUCUCCACUAAAGAAGACCAAAAAGGCUCUGAAGCGAGAAAACAACGGGACAAGAAGUUAAAGCUCGAGGAAAUCAAGGCAGAGGAAGAGCGAACUGCAUACCGUGAGACUUUGUACAAUCCCUACGUUCACUACAACAGGAAUAAAGAGUCGAUCUUGACGAAUCGGAUGACGAAGCUGUCUAUGGUAAAAGGUGAAGAGUACAGAUAUGACAGAGGAUUCUGUGGAUGGUACUGGAGAUCGAAAACUUACCGUUCGACUCAUAAAAAGCCCAAAAGCGAGUCAGUGAGUUCAGACUCAAUAUCAGAAAAGAAAGACCUCAAAGUCGACAAGCUCUUGGAACUGAGGGAGCAUAUGGAAGAGGUUGCAGAGGCAGAGAAAAAGGCAAAAGAGGAAGCGGAGAAAAAAGCGAAAGAAGAAGCUGACAUCAAGGAAGAAGAGAAAAAACAGACGGAAAAAGACAUGGAUGAUAUUCUGAGUUCUGUGCUCGAGACUGCCGCAGCUGAAAGCGAAAAAUUGUCAGAAAAGGCGACCCCAAGAAAGGUUGAAAACGGGGAAGAAAUCAAACAAGAGCCCGAAGACAAACCUGAUAUCAAACCAUCAGAGCCAGAGGAAGCAACAGCUCAACCAGUGAAACUGAAAAAGCGGGUCAUCACUCAAAUUCCCGAGCUGACCUCAAUCAGCGUGAAAAAGUUUACCUCUCGCGGAGUCUUCAGUUUAUUCCGAUACUCGUACGGUGUUAAACACAUGGCGAGAACUGGUGGCUGUGUUCCCUGCGCAAAAGGCUUCAACUACAACGCUAAGUCGCACCGUUCAAAUGAAGUGUGGCCGUAUCCAGCUCCCAAGCCGGCUUAUCAUAUCAUUUGGAAGUACCGCCUUGCCGAGUGUGACGACAUCUACACCUUAGCUCAUCUGUUAUCUAUAUUUAUUCGAAUGCUAAAGUGGGACCUUGUCGUCGAACGACCGCCUUUUGUUGACGGCGAUAAAUUGACUUGGACGGAUACCUCGGAGGAUGAAAAUAUCACUUACGAAAUCAAGAACAAACGUUACUUGGCUGGAUCCGCUCGACUCCGAAUGGAGUACGAAGUCAAGCAAACUAUCCUCCCCGCUGAUUCCGAGGAAAUCAUUCCCACCCGAGAUCAAAGAGCCGUGGAAGCAAUGGCAAGAUCUGGACGACGUCUUAGGCAAUUGAAAAAUACAGAUGAUUAUUCAAGAAACGAACCCUCGGAGACAGUUGCUUGGAUCAACGAAGAACGCAUGAAAAUUUGGCAAAUCGAGCUCUACCAUCGAGUCACGGAAGAAAACGGAGGAAACGCAUCGAGAAGUGCCACAUAUGAGCGUGGUGGAUCUCUUCGCGAUCGUUCUUCCAUUCGACCGCGUGAGGUGCUCGAUCCUUCACCGGAUUACACUCCAGAAAAGAACAUUCCGACUCGAGCUCGUCCUCACUCUGACAAUUCUUACAAAGAGCAAACUAUGUCGAACAGCAUCCUGGACUCUCGAAACAAAUUCUUGCCUUCCCGCCCAGCCCGAAUCAUCCGCCCUCCAGACCAAAUCUCAAAACAGACAUACACACCCUACAGAGGCCCGCCCAGGCCACAACAGUCACCGUCGGCCACCAAUGUGCGAAUAACGAAGCAGGUGUUGGAGAGCAUCCUCCACAAUCCAACCUAUUUCACUCAAAUUAACUACGACAAGCCCCCAGAACACUGCCAGUACUUGAAAAUUUCCGAACCGACCGAUCUGACCCUCUUUCCCGGAGGAAAGAACUACCAGACGAAGAUUAGCAAUGAGCUCAAGCAGAUCUACUCUUACACGCCUGGCUCUUAUGAGAAAUACCAGGACAUGAUCAAGGCGAAGAAAGUGUUGAAAAUGGCACCUCCACCUCCACAGAACAACCAGCCUUCGCCGAAGCCUAGAACACCGCCACCACCGCCGAAUCAAUCUGUUCCAGCGCCUCAACAGAUCAAUGGUCAAUUGCACCAAGUCUUCCAUCUGUACGACAAGAACACCGGCCGAACAAUCCAAGCUAUCAAAGGAGCAAAUGGUUCAUUCACAGCAAUUGGUCAGAGCAGUGGACAAAUUUUCCACGUUGCCAACGGUCAAUCUUCCGGAUCCACGAUCAUGGCCGGAAACGCCGGUCAACAACAGCAGCAGCAAGGUGGCCAGCCAAAGCCCCAACAAGUCUUUCAACCACAGCAGCAGAACUCCAACAAUCAACAGUUCCAAAAAAACUCGAUGAACCCGCCAAUGUCACAGCCAAUUAUGAUUCAGCAGCCUCAAGCACAACAGAUUCACAUACAACAGCCGCACCAACAAGUUCAACUUCAACAGGGUCCACCUCAGCAAGCGGGAUCAACGAUGGUGAUCAACACUAGCAGCAGCAAUGGGGGUAGCAGUGACAACGGGAACAACGCCUACAUUACUUCCGAAGUGAAUCUGGGCAACGAGGCUAGAAACUCGCUUGAAAUGCAAAAGAAUGUGAUAAAAACGCAAAUACACCAGACCCGUCGUCAGAUGGUUCAGAGUUUCAUGCCCCGUCCCGCCUAUCAGUCACAACCCAUCGCUGCUAACUCGCCCCAACCUGUCCAGGCAGAAUGA
Messenger RNA from Oikopleura dioica, 4701 nucleotides. The record is from the annotation of a GenBank genome assembly. NCBI's taxonomy places the organism in Eukaryota, Metazoa, Chordata, Appendicularia, Copelata, Oikopleuridae.